Messenger RNA from Phascolarctos cinereus (koala), 5551 nucleotides. RefSeq names its product PH domain containing endocytic trafficking adaptor 1 (gene PHETA1). The record is from RefSeq and is a predicted model, not a curated record. NCBI's taxonomy places the organism in Eukaryota, Metazoa, Chordata, Mammalia, Diprotodontia, Phascolarctidae. Gene Ontology annotation, cellular component: early endosome; trans-Golgi network; recycling endosome. Gene Ontology annotation, biological process: retrograde transport, endosome to Golgi; receptor recycling; endosome organization.
CAAAAACCCCGUCUUCAGCCUCCCCACGCAGCGCUCCUCGCACCGAGAGAACCCAAGCGGACUUGGCCACGGUCACGCGAGCGGUCAAAGUUAGCAUUGCAAGCCGGAGCUCUAAGGCAAUUGAGUCCAUUUCACUGAAGCCGGAAAUGAGCGACUUUUCCGAAGUCACAUGGCUGGUCUAUCAAAGAGAGGAGUAGGGAGUGGAACUCGACCCCAGGGCUCGGUCACAGGAGCGGCGAGCCCGUGGCGGUGCAGGACUCGGACGCGCGGGGACGGUCCCGUUGCAGCACUCCGGUACUCUUCGUUAAAGGUCCAUGCAGACCUUGGAUGCAGCCUGGCCUCACUGUUCCACGAGUCCAAAGGGCCUCCUGGCCUGGGGUCUCUUUAAGAGCGGAAAGCCCCCCUCCCCAUUUCUCCGGAGGAGGGGCGGAGAGGGGGCGGAGUCCCCAGGGAGGUUCUCUGCCCGCUCAGAGGCCGGCCGGCCAGGUCCCUGGCCACCAUGAAGCUGAAUGAGCGGAGCCUGGCCUUCUACGCCACCUGCGACUCCCCGGCGGACAACACGGGCUUCCUGUACAAGAAGGGCGAGCGCCACACGGCCUACCACAGACGCUGGUUUGUGCUCAAGGGAAACAUGCUCUUCUACUUUGAGGACCGUGACAGCCGCGAGCCCGUGGGUGUCAUCAUCUUGGAGGGCUGCACGGUGGAGCUGUGCGAGGCUGCCGAGGAGUUCGCCUUCGCCAUCCGCUUUGCUGGUGCCCGCUCGCGCACUUACAUCCUGGCGGCCGACAGCCAGCCGGCCAUGGAGGCCUGGGUCAAGGCCCUGUCCCGCGCCAGCUUUGACUACAUGCGGCUGGUGGUGCGUGAGCUAGAGCAGCAGCUGGAGCAGAUGCGGUCAGGGGGCAGGCGGCGGACUGAGCCCCUGGUGCCCCCGCGGCGGGAGCGCUCACUGCCCUCGAGCAGCUCCAAGGAGAACGGCUGUGCCGUGUGGAGUCAGGAGUCGUCCGGCCUGCCCAAUGGGACCCUCCCCAGGACGAGCCACGAGGGGGCCCCUAGGCCUCCCCCACUCCCACCCCGGCGGAAGCCCUCCCUGGGCAACAGCCCCAUCCCCCUGCUGGCCUCCGAGACUCCUUUCACCCCAGGCACAACCACCUUCUCUCAACUUCAUGACUGGUAUGGCCAGGAGAUUCUGGCGCUGAGGCGUGAGUGGCUGGAGAGCCGAGGCCAGCUGUGACCCAGCUGGUGGAGAACUGGGGGAGUGGGGUUGGAGAACAGUGGAUCAUCCGACCCAUGGUUCUUAUAGGGGAAAAAUCUCCUCUGCUGGCAAGUCCCUGACCUGAGGCUCCCAGGAAGGGUCUGUCUGGCUGGCCCUUGGCUUAUGGUCAUCCGGAAACAUCCUUUUUUCCCCUCUGACUCACUCUUGGUCCGUUGACUGCUGAUCCUGGCACUGGGCCAGGCAGGAGCUUGCAGGACCAGCCCUGUCGGGGCAGGGUGGAUGUCCGGGUCAGCCACCCAGCCCAGACCCUGCCUGGCCACUCGGUCCAGAGUGAAGGAGGGUCAGGCUUUAUGGUCUGUAGCCAGCUACAGAGCUGGGCUGGCAUGGGGCCUGGAGCCUCUACUGUUACCUCCCCUGUGUGGCCUCCUUCUAGAGUAGGGGAAGUGUGGGGAGGGGGGCCGUGUGCCUGGGGCCCUGCUCUAACGGUACAGUGUGUGUGUCUGCAUCUCUCUGUGUGUGUGUCCUCCCUGUAUCCAUUGCAUCAUCGUUUACAAAGCAUCCUUCUUUCUCCUCACUGCUCCUCAAGGGGCCGGGAUUGCUACGCCCAUCCUCCAGUAUGUGAGGAAUCUGGGAUGUUAUUAGUGGGUGGGUGCUCCCUUCAUUCACACAGGCAGUAACUCACCCCUGCUUCUCAGGUCAUCUGAGGAGUUGUUGUGACGCCCCCCCCCCCCCAAAUGGGCCACCUCCCAUCCCCUCCCAGCAUCACCAGGAAAAUAGUUCUGUCACUGGGCUCCUCCCUCAGCCCAUUUCACUGAUGUGAAAACUGAGACUCAGAGAGGAGAAGUAAUCAGAACUAGAAGGAACCUUUGACAUCACCUAGUCCAAGCUCCUCAUUUUAUGUGUGGCAGGGCUGUAGUCCUUGUUAGCUAACAUUUCUAUGAGACCUUAAUGUUUGCUGAGCGCGCUUAUAGUCAUUAUCUAGUCCUCACUACCACCCUGUGAAAUGGGUGCUAUUGUCUGACCCAUUUUACAGAUGAGGAAACUGAGGCCUGUAGUGGUAGCAUGGCUUGCCAGGGUUACACAGCUAACAGGUGUCUGAGGUGGGCUCUGCAGCUAGGGAACCCCCACUGCCCCCUUACUCCAUUGUGCACCUGGCCCAAGGUCAUAAGUUGCAGAGACAGGAUAAUGAUUCCUGGUCUGCUGCCUGGGGGUCUUCCUGACUCCAGGCCUAGUGCUCUAUCCAUUGCACCACCUAGCUGCCCUGCUAGGUCAUUCACUGGUCAUUCAGUGCCUCAGUUUUCCUCUCUCAGUUCUGUGCCUGUUCAGCUUAAGCUGGCUUUUUUCACUUCUAAGCACAGUGAGGGGGCACGGCAGGUAUCUGGAGAUGUGCCAGCAUCCUGAGCUGGGCCGUAAUGGGGUUCCUGGGGAGGGGAAACCCUCAUCCCUGACUCCAGAGCACAAUUCUUUCAACUAUUCUAAGGGAUUUCCGUUUCUUCAGCCCUCCCUGGAAAAGCAGUAUGUGGUCUAAUGCGGGGGUGGGGGGGCCAAACUUGGCCUUGGGGGGCCAGAAGGACCUGAAUUCAAAUCCUGACACACCAACAAAUCACUUACCUUUCUCAGUGCCUUCAGGUAACCCUGUGACUCUGUGUCACAGACUUCCAGAGCUGUGGGGCAUUUUCUGCACCCGGAUUUCCCCAUAUUCCCUACAAAACUGUUACUGUGCUAAAGCCCCUGCUGCCUUGCCUUGCAGUCCUUUGAAAGAAUGCCCAGGCAGAACCCUGAGCUAUUGCAGCCACCAGGAACCUGGGCGUUUGCCGUGGGAAGAUGCUGGUCCUGCAGUAGCCAGAUGACCUGUCUGAUGUCACAUUGACCUAGAAGCAGAGCUGGGAUUCCAUCCUAAGGCUCCUGCCUCUAAAUCCAGGGCUCAUCCCAUCAUUAACAGGGUAACUACUCUGUGCCCGCCUACAGCCUAGGUUUUGGGGCUACAGGGGAGGGACAAUUCCUGACCUCUGGGAGCUUGCUUUUUGUUUACUGCCUGUUGUUCAUUUAUGUCUAAGACCUUCUCCAGCUGGAAAGUUGUGGGAGAUUAAUUUCAGAAUCGUCCGUGGGAGGCAUCAUAGCUAGGGAGAUAGGGGAUCCAGGAGGCCCUGGGGGACUGGAACCCAGGACAAGGCCCCAGGCAGCUUUCUAAGACUUGGGAGUUGCAGUGGUGGACAAUUAACCCUCACCAAUGAAAUUUCAGGUCUGGUCCAAAAAAAAAAAUUCAAAAUUUAGGACUGUGUCAUGAGUAGACACUGGUUUCCUGGGCAGGACCCGGGAGCUGCCCUUUCUUGGAAUGUAUGCUUGGAGCUUCUGGAGGUGGUGAUUUCUCUGCCACUGAAGGACUUCAAGGAGAGGUCAGAUAAGCAUUUGUUGGGUAUAUCAUCGGAGUAUUAUUGGUCAGGUAUGUAGGCAGGAGGCUUUGGUCCAGCUCCCAUGCUGAGGAUGAGUUCCCCCCAUUGUUCCAGAGUCAUGGAGUUCAGGGGUGCGGGCGCCUUCUUGGCAGCCAUCACCUCCAGUCCCCUCAUUUUACAGAAGAGAAAACUGAGGCAGACAGAGAUGAAAUGACUUUCCCAGAGUUACACGGCUAAGUGCCUGAGGUGGGAUUUGAACUCAGGAUUUCCUGACUCCAAGUCUGGACUCUAUGCACUGUGAUACCUACCUUGACACCUCAUUCAAGAGGUGCUGGGCGUGAGAAUACCCCUGGAGCAGGGUUUGGGGGUGAGGUCCCAUAAAGUGCUGGAGGCUGCCUCCUCCCGUGACCUAGUGACAUGUUUCUAGUUCUUAGCGUGUGGUGUGUUUCUCAUGUGGUCAAGUGUGUUCGUAGGGUGGGUCUUCUACUGGGACAGAGAGGGAGAGGCCACGUGACAAAUGAAGAGGGACCCGUUGGUCCCCAUUCCAUGCUUGCCUGCAGAGGCCUUCAAGGCCAAGUUUCUGCCUGGCUCUUUACCAUCUCACUGCUGGCCCGGUGCAUUAUGAGUGGGGCUUGGAUUAUUAUUAUUAUUAUUUUUUAAUAAAUUAGGGCUUUCCCAGGUACUUUGUGAUGUGUGGGAUGUCUUCCCUCCCUGGUCCAUGCAUGGUGAUUGUCUUUGCAAAGGAGUAUUGGGGCUGGAUCUUAGAGAAGCCAGUCUUGAGCCGGAGGGCAUCCAUUGGGAAGAAGUAGAGUGACUGAACACCCCACCUCCCCCAUUCCUCUUUCCUCUCUCCCGCAGGCCCCUGCCAGGGCUAGAACAGUGUAAGUUGAGCUACGGCUUACCUUCUCACUCCUCAAGCUAUCUAAAGUAACCACAGAUUUUUCAUGCAGGUCAGAUAUGAACCCUUAUUUUACAGCUAAGUCACUGAGGCCAGAGAAUGACUUUCCAUGCCCAUGCUCUCGAUCUGGAGACAGAGGACCUGAGUUCGAAUCCUGUUGCUCAUGCUUUUUAGGUGUUGAGCUCUUGAGCUCGGAUAAAUCCGUUAACUUCAGUGUUCCUCAGCUUCCUUAAUAGAAAAUUAGGGGGUAGGGAUAGCUUGCCCCUAAAGUCCCAUCCUGCUCUAGACUAGACUUAGGAUUCCAGGCAGGUGGUAUUAGAGUGGAGACCACAACCCAGGUGUCCUGACUCCGGGGUACCUUCAUUUCCUUUGCUACAAAGUGAAGGAGUUUGACCCUUGGUCCCUUUUAGGGAGAGGGUGAGGAAGGCGGGUCUGUCUGGUCCAAGCUCUGAGCUCCAGAAGGGUGGCUUAGGAAGCGGAACAGCCCCCAAGCCCACCCCAACAUUCCCAACCUCUGUUCUGAGCCCUGGGCCACGGCAGAGGGUUUCUAAGCUUUUCACCGAGUUGGAUGUAGAGACAGUAGCCGAGUGUCAUUGUGGGAAGACGGCCAGCCUUCAAGCCAAGAAGACCUGGUUUCAGGUCCCAUCUCCGACAUACACCUCCGUACUGUGUGUGUGAUGCUGGUCAGAUUAUUAAACCUCCCAGUCCUAUGCUACCAUGCAAUGGGAGAGGGUUUCCUCACUCAGGAGUUCCAGUCCUCAUCCCUAUCCCUUGACUAGAAUGAAGGCUUAUGGCGGGUCUGAAGUACUGCGCUCCCUGGGGUGGGGGUGGGGGGGUGAGGGUGGGAGCUGGUCUGGGGCCUGGACUUCCUCCUGGAUGGAAUUCCCAGCCCAACUCACUGAGAGACUCAGCCCAGGGCCUUCAGGGGAAGCACAAGAUGGGGAGUGCCUUCUGGGUACAGGUCAGACCUGGAGGGGGAACCUGAGAAGGCUGGGAGUGGAGGGCGGGAAUUUUUCGAGUGCUGAAAUAAAAUGGCCUUUGUGAAGA